Molecule: messenger RNA, 1488 nt
Organism: Mucor velutinosus
Lineage: Eukaryota; Fungi; Mucoromycota; Mucoromycetes; Mucorales; Mucoraceae
Product: vacuolar alkaline phosphatase
Exons: 4
Coding region: 1-1488 (495 amino acids)
Biological process (GO): L-threonine catabolic process; L-serine catabolic process
Molecular function (GO): threonine deaminase activity; L-serine ammonia-lyase activity
Source: RefSeq, a predicted model, not a curated record
AUGGAUGAUUCUUCAGAUGACGAUACGCAAGGAUAUCCUCACUUUGAAACACUGCAUGUACAGACACCGUUGAUCCACUCGCCUAAAUUAAGCAUCAAACUGGAUUGCAACAUAUACUACAAGAUCGAGUCUAUUCAGCCCUCUGGUUCUGUUAAAAUGAGAGGCAUUGGCAAUUUUUGUUACAAAGCGGUAGAAUCAAGAGGAACAGACAUUCACUUCAUCUGUGGAUCAGGCGUGAAUACCGUGCUAGCAGUGGCUUAUUGUGCUCGACAAUUGAAUGUGAAUGCGAUACUGGUCAUGCCAAAAGAAACACCUGCUCCCAUCUGCGAUGCCGUUAGAUUAGAAGGCUCACAGCUGAUUUUGUAUGGUGAGAAUUGGGAUGUUGCUGAAUCUCAUGCAAGGAAAUUGGUCAAGCGUAAUGGAGUCUACGUACCCUCAGCAGACCACGAACACAUUUGGGAAGGACAUGCCAGCAUCAUUCAUGAAUUACGAGAUCAAUUGGGCGAUGAUAAUCCUCCAGCUGCCAUUGUCUGCCCCGUAGGAGGAGGUGGACUACUGAACGGCGUCAUCACUGGAUUGCAAGAAGUGGGAUGGAAACAGGUACCUGUAAUCGCAGUAGAGACGCAUGGCAGCAACGCCUUUCAAGCAUCGGUCGUAGCAGGUAAACUAAUCACACUGUCCAACAUCUCCACCAUCGCUUCUGGACUCGCAUCGACCAGCAUCAGCGCCAAAUCCCUUGAACUCAGUCUGGUCCAUCCUGUGGUUCCCUUUGCUGUCAGCGAUGCCAUGGCUGCCGAUGCGGUUCGACUGUUUGCAGAAGACAAUAAACUCAUUGUGGAAGCAGCAUCUGGAGCUGGUUUAUCUUUAUGCUAUACACAAGUCAUUCGCGAUAUUCUGCCUUCCUUGGAACAAGAUGCUGACGUUGUGGUAUUGGUCACUGGUGGAUCGGAUAUCAGUUUGGCUCAGUUGGAUGAAUAUCGCAAAAAGUACUUUAGACCGCCUGUCAUUGUCAAGAGUGGUGGUGAAGUGUUUCUCAAGAUGGAGGAUAAAUUGACACAUAUUGCCAACCAUUUGGAUAUGGCGGAUCCGAUGGGUAUCUCGAGUGAUAAUCUGGCUAAAAUACACCAAAAGCCACAGCACCAUCAAUUACCACCACCAGCAGCAGCAGUGCCGCCUCCGCCACCUCUACCGCCAUCUGCCAGCUUACCUCCUUCUACACCGCCACCUCUCAUCUCACAAUCACAACAACAACAACAACAGAAUCCUCAUCAUCAUCAUCACCACCAUCAUCAAACCAGCUCGCAAAAAUCAAAAGCAGAAGCAUCCACGCCAUCAUCAUCCAAUAUGGCCAUGAUGGAUGCCAUUAUGGAAGAUGUGGCAUCUCAGCACAGCAUCACUACGACAGGUACCUAUGAAAAUGACAUGCUUCACGACCAGGAGAACCUGACACCCACUCCUAAUAACUUAAUGACGCCCAUGACUCAAUAA